Molecule: messenger RNA, 3069 nt
Organism: Oncorhynchus masou masou (cherry salmon)
Lineage: Eukaryota; Metazoa; Chordata; Actinopteri; Salmoniformes; Salmonidae
Product: integumentary mucin C.1-like
Exons: 15
Coding region: 161-2533 (790 amino acids)
Source: RefSeq, a predicted model, not a curated record
UUAGUUGUCAUUUGGCUGCAAGGCAGAUAGUUCUACAUCUGGAAAUCAGUCAAUUCAUUAUCAUUCUAUUGUGGAAAGAACGUAACAGGACUCCUCUUCGUGGUAAACAUAGUUAUAUUUCUUAAGGUGUUUCCAGGUAGUGGUAGCAUUAAAAGGUGACAUGUAUUGGAAGAUUUUGACAGCAGUUCUCUGCUUCUAUGCAGUUGUUCCUGUAAAACCUACUGCAUCCACAGCAUCUCCCACAACAACUGGAAAUGCAACAACAACAGCCACAGCUGCCAACACUACAUCCACAUAUGCCAACAAUAUCACCACAACUGCCAACACUACAACAACAGCUGCCCCCACAACAACCAUAGCCGCUCCAACUACAACGCCCUCGCCCCCAGUUGUUUUUGACCUGGUAUUCAGAUCAGAUGAGGUUUUCAGUCCUGCUCUGACAAAUACCUCUUCACCAUUGUUCCAGAGUCUGGUAACGAAGACAAUUCAAGCGCUUGAGCCUCUGUUUAAGGCACAUUUCCCAAACUUCAUAAGACUGAUUGUGGUGGGUUUCAGGAAUGGUUCCAUCAUCACAGACACCCAGCUGGAGUUUGCUGCCGCUAACACAACUGCUAAUGCGACCACACCUUUUGCUGAUGCCGUGGCUACUACUCUGAAGGCUGCGAUCACCAAUGGAAGUUUGAGUAUCAACAUCUCAGCCAAUUUCAAGAUUACUGUGAAACCGACUCCAUCCGCAGCAUCUCCCACCACAACUGGAAAUGCAACAACAACAACCACAGCUGUCCCCACAACAACCACAGCUGCCAACACUACAACCACAGCUGCUAACACUACAACCACAGCUGCUGUUGCCCCGACAACCACCGCAGCCCCAAAUGUUUUGCUUCUAGUGUUCAGUUCAGAUGAGACCUUCACCGAAACUCUCUCAAACAACACCUCGCAAGCUUUCCAGGAUCGGGCUACUACUAUAAAAAAUGAGAUUGAGCCAGUCUAUCGCAAAGUCUUUAGAAGUUUCAUUCAGCUUGUUGUGUUGAGUUUCAGACGUGGGUCCAUCAUCACAGAAAGCAGAAUGGAGUUUGGACUUACUGGUAACGGGACUGCACCCACUGCUAAUUCGGUGAAAGAUACUCUGGUGGAUGCAGUCAACGAAGGGAGUAUAGAUAUCCGUGUCAAUACCAGCUCCAUCGUUGUCAGCGCAACUCCCACCUCAACUGGAAAUACAAAAACGACAACCACAGCUGUCCCCACAACAACCACAGCUGUCCCCACAACAACCGCAGAUGCCAACACUACAACCACAGCUGCCAACACUACAACCACAGCUGCCAAAACCACAACCACAGCUGCAAACACUACAACCACUGCUGCCAACACUACAACCACAGCUGCCAACACUACAUCCACAUCUGCCAAAACCACAACCACAGCUGCCAACAAUAUCACCACAGCUGUCCCCAAAACAGCCACAGCUGCCAACACAACAACCACAGCCGCUCCAACUACAACACCCUUGCCCACAUUUGUUUUGAAUCUGGUAUUCAGAUCAGAUGAGGCUUUCAGUCCUGCUCUGACAAAUACCUCUUCACCUUUGUUCCAGAGUCUGGUAACGAAGACAAUUCAAGCGCUUGAGCCUCUGUUUAAGGCUCAUUUCCCAAACUUCAUAAGACUGAUUGUGGUGGGUUUCAGGAGUGGUUCCAUCAUCACAGACACCCAGCUGGAGUUUGCUGCCGCUAACACAACUGCUAAUGCGACCACACCUUUUGCUGAUGCCGUGGCUACUACUCUGAAGGCUGCGAUCACCAAUGGAAGUUUGAGUAUCAACAUCUCAGCCAAUUUCAAUAUUACUGUCCCAGCUAAUCCAACGACAGCAGCUCCCACAACAACCACAGCUGCCCCCUUAACUACCACUGCUGCUCCAACAACUACCACAAACGCACCAACAACAAACACAGCUGCCCCCUUAACUACCACUGCUGCUCCCCCAACUACCACAAGUGCACCAACAACAACCACACGUGCACCGACAACAACCACACGUGCACCAACAACAACUACAGCUGCCCUACAAACAACCACAGCUGCUGUUGCCCCGACAACCACCGCAGCCCCAAAUGUUUUGCUUCUAGUGUUCAGUUCAGAUGAGACCUUCACCGAAACUCUCUCAAACAACACUUCGCAAGCUUUCCGGGAUCGGGCUACUACUAUAAAAAACAAGAUUGAGCCAGUCUAUCGCAAAGUCUUUAGAAGUUUCAUUCAGCUUGUUGUGUUGAGUUUCAGACGUGGGUCCAUCAUCACAGAAAGCAGAAUGGAGUUUGGACUUACUGGUAACGGGACUGCACCCACUGCUAAUUCGGUGAAAGAUACUCUGGUGGAUGCAGUCAACGAAGGGAGUAUAGAUAUCCGUGUCAAUACCAGCUCCAUCGUUGUCAGCGUUCUAAAGUCAUCCAUGUCUCCAGUGGUAAACAGUGUGUUUUCCUCUUUUGGAAUGACCCUGGUUUUCCUGCUGCUGUCUGCUGCAAUGCACAGACUUUAAGACAAGGACAAACCAACUCAUUUGCAACCCUGCACCUGACUACACAUGUAACUCUUUAAUUUUUUUUUUAUAUCACAUAGUCCUCUUUUUCCAGUGAAAUUUGUCUAUAGCAUAUGCAUAUUAGGAUCCAGCCAUCAGCUGUUGUAUGUGAAGUCACCACAUCAAAGAGAAAAGAGCUAUAUCAUUCAAUUGAAAUUAUAUUUGUUUUCAUCCUAGAUGCUCUUUAAUGUAAUGUUAAACCUAUGGUACAGGAAUGGAUGCGUGAGCAGACUUCGUUUGUUUGGUUAUAGCCCAUAGUAAAAUAUGAUGUAGAGCAUGUUUAAUAAUACAUUGAGUGUAUUCAUAGAGUAAACCUUUUUUAGUGGAAUGAAUUUCAAUAUGGAGUUAAUGAAGGCAGGGCAAACAAUGAAACCCAACCUGAAGAUAAUCCCAACCAUCAAAAUCACCCAUUAUCACUAUUGUGAGAAUAUGUCUGCAUUAAUACAAUUAUCCCUUGUGUUUACUGUUGAUUUGAUGAAAAUAAAAAGGAAACUUUG